AUGUUACCAGAGCAAACUUGUAGACGUUUUACCUUUGCUGAGAUUAAAGUUGCAACUGAAAAUUUCCAUGACACAUUAGUUAUUGGCUAUGGGGGAUUCGGGAAGGUAUAUAGAUGUCGUAGCAAGGAGAUCGGGUUGGCAAGUGAAAUUGCAAUCAAGCGGUUGGAUUCCAAGUCCAGCCAAGGAGCCGGUGAAUUUGAAGCUGAAGUUGAGGUACUUUCUAAGCUGCGACAUGGUAAUCUAGUGCCGCUCAUUGGUUAUUGCAACGAAGGUGAAGAGAUGAUUCUGGCUUAUGAAUUUAUGCCUAAUGGAACCCUUGAUGAUCAUCUCCACAAAGACAACCGUACAGAUAUAUCUUGGUUACAAAGACUAAAGAUUUGUAUAGGCGCGGCUCGUGGAUUAGAUUACCUCCACACAGGUACAGCAACUCGAUAUGGGGUCAUACAUCGUGAUGUGAAGACCUCCAAUAUUUUGUUGGAUGCAAACUUUGAUGCGAAAAUUGCAGACUUUGGAUUGGCUAAAGUUGGCCCAAUAAAUCAGACAAGAACUUUCGUGAGCACUGGACUCAAAGGGACAUUUGGGUAUAUGGAUCCAUGUUAUUCCAAUAGCGGUAAACUGACAAGAAAAUCUGAUGUUUAUGCUUUUGGUGUUGUACUGUUUGAGGUUCUGUGCGGGAAGAAAGCCGUCGAUCCAACCCUGGAUGAAGAGCAAUGGAGUUUAGCAGUUUGGGCUCAAGAUAAAAUUAAAAAAGGAAAACUAAGCCAACUUAUCGAUUCUAGGCUGGUGGGACAGAUCUCAAAAAGAUGCUCGAAAGAUUUUAUAAGCAUAGCAGGACAGUGUUUACAUAAUCAACCAAAAAUCCGUCCAACGAUGUCUGAGGUUGUGGUCAAGCUUGAGUCGAUUAUGUCAAAACAAAGAAAGGUGAAGGAGGAUUAAUUGACAAGGUAAGAGUUUUUCACACAGGCAAACCUAACAUGGUGGCAGCUCCAUUUUCAUAGAAAGGUAUUAGGAUAUUUAACAACAGAAGUCCAAGAAAUUUCAUGUAUGCUGAAUUGAAAAAGGCAACAAACAAUUUACAGCACAAAGAGUAUUCCAGAUCAUUGCUUGAAACCAUUUACAAAGGAUGGGUCCAUGAAAAUACAUAUGCCCCAGAAGAAAGUGGUGAUGGUUUGGAGAUUUAUGUUAAGAUGGCAUGGACCAGAGAAUGGGAGGUACUUGCAAUCAGACACGGUAGAUUUCAAAGUAGAAGAGUUCAUUAAUCAGAAUCUUGUCAACCUGUUGGGAUAUCAUCAAAGUGUUGGUAAUCGUAUAUAUCUCGUCUAUGAGCUAAAUCCAGAUGCUGGUUUAGACAAACUUCUUUUUAGAGAGAUACGAACCUCUCCUCUUUCUUGGGUUGCCCGGUUGAAGAUAGCUAUAGGGGCCGCACACCUGUCUUUCUUGCAUCGGAGAAAGCGAUUGUCGUAUAAACAGUUUAAGACUGCUGUUAUAUUGGUGGACAAGAAUGUUAAUGCCCGGCUUUCGAAUUAUGAAGUGGGGUACUUCUGUACAUUUGAAAAUUCAGACUUCACUGAUAGAUGUUACGCUUCGCCAGAGUGGCAGUGUUCAACGUAUGUGGCAGUGUGGUGCUACUGAAGUCAUUUCGAGCGGACCUGGGAUGAAGGCAUUUGAUGAGUACAUAUCAAAUUUGAUAGAAUGGGCUACUCCAUUACUAACACAUAUAUAAGGCGAAUUUGGGAAAGAUUAUCGACCCACAACUUCGACAGGAAGAAAAACCUCCAAAAGGAGCGUUCAAGUUCGCUUUACUUGUUUCAAACUGUCUUUGUCCUGAUCCAAUUAAGCGUCCUUUCAUGGAAGAAAUCGUAAGGGUUUUGGAUGAGUAGUGCUAUGGAAUAUAUACAGGGUCCAAAUAUUCCUUUAGCUUAUAAAUCCGUUUUGAACUACCAUUACUUUUUUUCUAUCCUUAAGCUUAUAAAUAGGUGGUUGUAGUUAAUUUUCAUGUAGCCUAGCUUUUACAUUUUGUGAGAAGCAGUAGUAAUUUCCUUUUCC
Erigeron canadensis is the source of this 2046-nucleotide messenger RNA. RefSeq names its product receptor-like protein kinase FERONIA. The record is from RefSeq and is a predicted model, not a curated record. Gene Ontology annotation, molecular function: ATP binding; transmembrane receptor protein tyrosine kinase activity. Gene Ontology annotation, biological process: protein autophosphorylation. Gene Ontology annotation, cellular component: plasma membrane; plasmodesma. The transcript is spliced from 5 exons. NCBI's taxonomy places the organism in Eukaryota, Viridiplantae, Streptophyta, Magnoliopsida, Asterales, Asteraceae. The coding region runs from base 1 to 936 and encodes 311 amino acids.